AUGUCGAGAGCGAAGCAACUCUCCGAAGAUACCAUGGAGUCCGCUCGAAAUUAUUAUUACGGUAUUACGAGGAAGAUGCUAUCGAUAUCCGGCCAAUGGCCUUAUCAGAAAAGAAGAGCGAAGGUGUUCGGAGUGACUUUGAUCACGUCGGUCACGUUGUCUCUCAUCGUUCCACAGGUGUGCAAAUUAAUUUACUGCGACAAAGACGUGCAAUGUAUUUUAGGAACUACGCCAUCGUUUCUGUUGACAAAUAUGAUUCUGUUAAAGCUGUACACGUGCCAAUUCAACAGUAACAAGAUUAGAAACCUCACAGAUCAACUGACUGACGACUGGAAACAAUUAAGAACACGGGAAGAGUUCGAUAUUAUGACGAAGUACGCCGCGAACGGCAGACAGAUCUCUUUGAUAUAUUCGUUCUAUUGUUACACGGCUUGUGGUCUGUUUGUAUGGAUCUCUGUUACACCGCGUUUGUUAGAUAUCGUGAUACCUCUAAAUGAAUCGCGCCCGCUGAUACUGCCUUACGAGGCGCAUUACUUCGUCGACGACAACGAGUAUUUCUUUCAUAUUCUCAUUCACAGUUUUGUGAGUGUGGAAGUGGGUAUAACGGGAGUGCUCGCGCACGAUUGCAUGCUCAUAACUUACAUCGAGCACACGUGCAGCGUCUUUGCCGUGGCCGGAUUUCGCUUUGAGAACUUGCACGACAACAAAAUCGACAAAAAUAUCGAUGUAAGAAGCAACAGUUCGAGUAAAAUUUACAAUCGGAGAAUAGGAGUUUCCAUGCACGCGCACUGGCGAGCUUUACAAUUCGCGGAUCUUCUUGAAGAUACCUUUAAUAUAACGUUUGUCUUACAAAUAGCGAUAGUUUGUUUAGGGAUGAGUAUUACUUUGCUGCAAAUCGCAAUGCAAAGCAAUGAUGUUAUGGAAGCCGCGAGAUACGUUGCGUUUAUCAUUGGUCAACUGAUCCAUUUAUUCUGCUUCAGUGUGCAAGGCCAGAGACUGAUAGAUCACAGCAUGGAAAUGCGCGACAAGGUAUAUAACUGCACUUGGUACAAUAUACCGGUGAAAUCACAAAAAUUGCUCUUACAAGUGAUGAGAAAGAGUCUUCAGCCGAAUGUUCUGACCGCUGGCAAGAUCUAUGUGUUUUCCUUGAAGAGUUUCACUACGAUCGUACAAACUUCGAUGUCGUACUUUACCGUACUUUCGUCCUUCCAGUAGUAAUUGAUGACGUCAAGAAAUAGUAGCGAG
Messenger RNA from Pseudomyrmex gracilis, 1245 nucleotides. Its product is annotated as odorant receptor 13a-like. Gene Ontology annotation, biological process: detection of chemical stimulus involved in sensory perception of smell; sensory perception of smell. The coding region runs from base 1 to 1215 and encodes 404 amino acids. Lineage: Eukaryota; Metazoa; Arthropoda; Insecta; Hymenoptera; Formicidae. The transcript has 9 exons. Gene Ontology annotation, cellular component: plasma membrane. The record is from RefSeq and is a predicted model, not a curated record. Gene Ontology annotation, molecular function: odorant binding; olfactory receptor activity.